AUGUCAAAAGUGCCAACAAGUACUUCAGAGACUGAACCAUUUAUAUCUCAAUCAACUGGAACAACAGUGAUUCCAAUAAAAAGUUUAACAGGUGAUAUUCAUCAUUCAUCUGGUUCUGUAAUAAUAUCAAAUGAACAAUUUCAAGAAUUAUUAAGUCGUGUUGGAAAUAAAACUCAAACUCAAACCGGAAUAGCAAAUCCAGGUGCACUUGGUCUUGGUGCAUUUGCAUUAACAACAUUUAUUUUAUCUGUAUUUAAUGCUGGUUCAUAUUUAAUUAAUAUUAAAUUAGAACCAGUUGUUUUACCAGUUGCAUUAUUUUAUGGUGGUUUAGCUCAAUUUUUAUCUGGUAUGUGGGAAUUUAAAUUAAAUAAUAUAUUUGGUGCAACAGCAUUUACAAGUUAUGGAGCUUUUUGGAUGUCAUUUGCUGGUUAUGUUCAUAUUAUAUUACCACAAUUAAAACAAAUUUUAGAUGUAAAUGUAAAAAAAGCCACAGGUCUUUUUCUAUUAGCUUGGUUUAUAUUUACAUUAAUAAUGAAUAUUGCUGCAUUUCGAACAUCAAAAUUUUUAUUUAUUUUAUUUACUAUACUUAAUAUAACUUUUUUAUUUUUAAUUAUUGGAAAUCUUGCUAAUUUACCUUUAUUUAUAAAUUUGGGAGGAUGGUUUGGAAUAAUAACUGCAUUUAUAGCAUGGUAUGGUUGUGCUGCUAUUAUUAUUAAUUCAACAUUUAAAAAAUCCCUUUUACCUUUGGGUGCUCAUCCAUAA
Molecule: messenger RNA, 762 nt
Organism: Rotaria sp. Silwood1
Lineage: Eukaryota; Metazoa; Rotifera; Eurotatoria; Philodinida; Philodinidae
Source: the annotation of a GenBank genome assembly